AUGACUAAUCAUUUGUUGUUGGAGUCAUUGCAGAAGGGCGCUCCAAUUAGGCCAACUGCGCCCAAUCGGAGAAUUCCACCUCGCCUUUCAACAAUCAGUCAGAGGGCAUUUGCAAGUCACCCAAGGGCUCAUUUGCUCGGGUCAGUACUACAAAAGGGUCCUAUUCCUCCACCUGGGCCUAAUCCAAAAAUUCCACCUCGCCUUUCAACAAUCAGUCAGAGGGCAUUUGCAAGUCACCCAAGCGCUCAUUUGCUCGGGUCAAUACUAAAAAAGGGUCCUAUUCCUCCACCUGGGCCCAAUCCAAAAAUUCCACCUCGCCUUUCAACAAUCAGUCAGAGGGCAUUUGCAAGUCACCCAAUGGCUCAUUUGCUUGGGUCAAUACUACAAAAGGGUUCUAUUCCUCCACCUGGGCCUAAUCCAGAAAUUCCAAGUCGCCUUUCAACAAUCAGCCAAAGGGCCUUUAAGAGUCUUUCCAUGGCUAAUCAUUUGUUGUUGGAGUCAUUGCAGAAGGGCGUUCCAAUUAGUCCAUCUGCUCCAAAUCCGGUAAUUCCACCUCGCCUUUCAACAAUUAGUCAAAGGGCAUUCACAAGUCACCCAAGGGCUCAUUUGCUAGGGACAGUACUACAAAAGGGUCAUAUUCCUCCUUCUGCACCCAAUCCAAAAUUCCCACGUCACAUUUCAACAAUCAGCCAAAACAAAAACUAG
Messenger RNA from Carya illinoinensis, 705 nucleotides. Its product is annotated as formin-like protein 5. The coding region runs from base 1 to 705 and encodes 234 amino acids. The record is from RefSeq and is a predicted model, not a curated record. NCBI's taxonomy places the organism in Eukaryota, Viridiplantae, Streptophyta, Magnoliopsida, Fagales, Juglandaceae. Gene Ontology annotation, biological process: response to osmotic stress; cellular response to nitrogen starvation. The transcript has a single exon.